Orbicella faveolata is the source of this 766-nucleotide messenger RNA. RefSeq lists its product as uncharacterized. The record is from RefSeq and is a predicted model, not a curated record. Gene Ontology annotation, biological process: signal transduction. Lineage: Eukaryota; Metazoa; Cnidaria; Anthozoa; Scleractinia; Merulinidae. Gene Ontology annotation, molecular function: protein binding.
ACAGGAGGUUUACAAUCCCUAUCGAGGUUGAAAAGACGAUUAAGCUAGAUGACGCACACCAGACUCAGAUCAUGCUGGCCAGAGACAGCACUGGAAGAAAGAAGUUCCUUGUAUGGGAGAGUGAAGAAAACGAAUUUGAGACUCUUUUUGAGGAACUGGAUAACUCUGCUAAUGCCACCAUCCAGAUUACAGUAAACACACCUGAAGAAACGAAAAUCAUGAAAUCAUCAGAAGUCAAAGAUCUUGACAUUUCUGAGGAGCUCAAAAGUUUACAAGAAAAGCUCUCAGACAUAACGUCAAGUCUCGAGAAAGGCGAGCUGAAGGAAGAAUCUUUCCCCAUCACUAACAAGUUAGAGUUAAUCAACAGACAUAGUAGAACCCUUCAAGAACUCUACACUAAAGUCACUGGCAUGACGGGCGAAGCUUGCAGGUGCGAUGAAUUGGUGAGAAGAAACUUCUACGACUUCACGUACCACAGUUUAAGAGCCGUACAUAAUAAUCUGAGUGCACGAGCUGCGGACCUACAAUCAGCAGAACCAACCAUGAGAGAGAAGGAGAAAGAAACACUAAAAAGCCUAUUAUCAUACCAAAAAGGCAGAGAAAAGCAAGUCGAGCAGUUGGAGAAGUUAUGGAUAGGGCUUUUCUCACCGAUUACGAGAGCACAUUCGGAAUACGCUCUAGCCAAAGGGAACACACCCCGAAAGGUGAGACUGAAACCAAGAGCUGAGUGGUGUUAAAGGUUCUUACUUAUAGUUGCAUCCAUUUU